This is a messenger RNA of Xenopus tropicalis (tropical clawed frog), 1970 nucleotides long. Its product is annotated as oocyte zinc finger protein XlCOF7.1-like. NCBI's taxonomy places the organism in Eukaryota, Metazoa, Chordata, Amphibia, Anura, Pipidae. The transcript has 5 exons. The coding region runs from base 119 to 1843 and encodes 574 amino acids. The record is from RefSeq and is a predicted model, not a curated record. Gene Ontology annotation, cellular component: nucleus. Gene Ontology annotation, biological process: regulation of DNA-templated transcription.
UCAGUGUGGGGCAGCGCUGGGCGGGGGUGUAGCUAUCUGGUUUGGUUGCUAUGGCCCUGGCUGGGUGGCUGCAGCGUUACAGGGGCACUUCGAGGCCAGUCCCUCCCACAAGGAGCCAAUGGGAAUGUGGGAGGAAGCAAGUGACCCAGUGAUGGGGAAGAAGGAUAAAAAUGAGGAGCGGAAGGAGAGAAUCCUGAAUCUCACACUGGAGAUUAUCUAUCUGCUGACUGGAGAGGGCUACGUCAUCCCUAAGAAGAAGAGCCCAACUGUGGGUUUGGGGGCCCUGCAUGCCCCUGGCUCCGUCAUACAGAAGGAAAAUGACAAGAAGAUCCUGGAACUCAUCUCCAACAUCAUCCAGCUGCUGACUGGAGAGGUUGCCAUAAGGUGUGAGGAUGUUUCCAUCUAUUUUUCCUUGGAGGAGUGGGAGUAUAUAAAAGGAAACAAGGCCCUUUACAGGGAAGGGAUAAAGGAGGAGGAGCCCCAGCAGCUCCGCCCACUGGACGGUGAAUCUGAAGGUAAGAGAGAGAUUCCAGCUGAGCUGAAAAGGACGUUAUAUAAUACUGACCCAAGAAACACAGAGGCUGAAGAAGAAGAUUUCUGUGAAGAUGACAAUCUUACAACUGAAAUGUCUCCAGUGGAACAGCCCUCACCAGCCAAUGGGAUUAAAGAGGAGGCAGCUUCAUGGGAAGGGGGAAACCAAUCAGAUUGCAGCAUUAAUCCCCUUACAGAACAGAUACAGGGAACAGACACACCUACUCCUAUCAUGGGGUGCAGCCUGAAUAACAGCUCGGCAGAUAAUUAUAUAUCAAAUGGGAUUAUGGAGGAGGAGGAGGCGGCGGCUUCUUGUGAGGGAGGAAACCAAGCCGAUUGCAGCAUUAAUCCCCUUACAGACCAAACAGAGGAGACAGAGACCCCUACUCCUAUCAUGGGGUGCAGCCUGUAUGACAGCUUUAUAGCUAAUUAUAUAUCUAAUGCUAUUAAAGAGGCGUCGGCUUCAUGGGAAGGCCGGGACCAAUCAGAUUGCAGCAUGAAUCCCCUUGCAGAGCAGAUACAGGGAUCAUAUGCACCAGCUUCUAUUAUGGGGUGCAGCCUGGAUUUCUGCCCUUCAGAAAUGAUGUGCAGGGAAAGCAGCAAGUUCCUAUACACGUCUAAAAUAAGAACCACGACGCUGCCGGCGAUAUAUAACUGCGCCGUUUGCCAUAAGGGCUUCAGCAGGAAGAAGAAUCUGGUGAGGCACGAGAGAAUCCACACGGGCAUCAACACGUUCUCGUGCCCCGAGUGCGGGAAAUGCUUCGCACAGAAAGCGCACCUCAUUGUGCACCACAGAACUCACACCGGAGAGAAACCCUUCGCCUGCUCCGACUGCGGCAAAUGCUUCCGCCAAAACUCCCAGCUGAACGCCCACCAGCGGAUCCACAAGGGGGAGAAGCCGUUCUCGUGCUCCGAGUGCGGCAAACGUUUCACACUUCGCUCCCACCUCAUCGUGCACCAGAGAACUCACACCGGGGAGAAGCCGUUCUGCUGCUCCGAGUGCGGCAAAUGCUUCUCCGACAAAUCGCAGCUGAACGUGCACCACCAGCGCCACACGGGGAAGAAGCCGUUCUCUUGCUCCGAAUGCGGCAAGUGUUUCACCGCGCGGGCGAGCCUCAACGCACACCAGAAAAUCCACUUUGGCGGGAAAACCUUCGCUUGCCCCGAAUGCGCCAAAUGCUUCACGCACCGCUCGCAGCUGAAUCUGCACCUGAAAAUUCACACAGGGGAGAAACCUUUCUCUUGCUCCAAAUGUGGCAAAUGCUUUGCGCGCCCCUCCAAUCUGGCCUCGCACCACAGAGUUCACCAUUAAUACUGUUUGUAACAAGGCCGGAAGUCUCUAAUGAGAACUUUAAUUGUUGUAAAUUCACAUUAAAGGGGAACUCCACCCCGAACACAACUUACGUUUUUUUUGAAAAGUAAACAUCAUUUCAAGCGAC